Molecule: messenger RNA, 1113 nt
Organism: Zeugodacus cucurbitae (melon fly)
Lineage: Eukaryota; Metazoa; Arthropoda; Insecta; Diptera; Tephritidae
Product: cadherin-87A-like
Exons: 8
Coding region: 789-1040 (83 amino acids)
Biological process (GO): cell adhesion
Cellular component (GO): membrane
Molecular function (GO): calcium ion binding
Source: RefSeq, a predicted model, not a curated record
CAUUGAGUUAACACGUAUUUCGUUCGGGUAAAGUCGUCUUCAUACAAAUAUUUAUUUUCUGCUCUGCCGUCGGUAAGGUUUAGUAGUCUACAGUGUGAAGUAUCGGUAAUGUACAACGUGUAAAGUUUGCUGCGCAGUCAACGCAGACCACCAACAGCGACAGCGACAGAGCUAAAACUGCGUCGACAGCGCGGUUAUUGUUAACAGUCGCAGCAGCAGCAGUGGAUGUGUAGUAAUUUAAGCGCUGUUUAUUCUGUAUUUCGCUGCUAAUACUCUGUCGCAGCAGUUAGUUGUAUUAAAGAUUGACUCGCUGAUAUCCAAUGGAACUUUAUGCUCAUUCUUGCACUUAAUCUACCGAUAUAUAGAAGCAGGAAAUUUAUUAAAGUAUAAAGGGUUCUCAACACUCUCCAGUCACCAGUGUCUCUAUCAGUGCUUCACCAUGUAAAUGCAAUAUGUCAUACAAUUUUUAUGCCCGUUGAGUUAAACUAAAACUUCCAUAUGAAUUCGUUUCAUAACAUUUAAAACAACAUAAGGACAUAUAAGCCAGUUAAUUAAAGACACCCUACGAAAAGGAUGUGAAUGAGGACGCCGCCAUCGGCACAACCGUAUUCAAUCAAAUACUCGUAACAGACCGCGAUACCAUCGGCGAGAGUCUCGACCUAAAAUGCCUGCCACAAGAGCAAAGCCCAGAGGUGUGCAACAAAUUCAGUUUGGAGCCAUUGUCGCGUGAGCCAACCGUAUUAAAGGCGGCCGUUGUGCUGAAUGACACGCUGAAUUAUAAUCAACGCAUGAUUUAUCACUUUCAAAUUGAAGCGACGGAUGACGUACAUAAAUCACAAACGAAUUUCGAAGUACGCGUCAAGGAUGUACAGGAUAAGCCGCCUGUAUUUCAGGGCUCCUUGUCGUCGGUCAUCGAUCAGGAUAGUCCCAUUGAUACGCCAGUGCUGAAGGUGCAGGCACGCGAUGGCGACACAGGCGAACCGAGGAAAAUCGUUUACGAUUUGUUAACGAAUCCCAUGGACAAUUUUUUAAUGGAAUGAGAAAAGUGGUGAAUUACACACAGCCAAACUGUUAGAUCGUGAAGCACUUCCCGAUAGUACAGGCUUAAUUACA